This is a messenger RNA of Alternaria rosae, 1044 nucleotides long. RefSeq names its product nucleophile aminohydrolase. Gene Ontology annotation, biological process: ubiquitin-dependent protein catabolic process. The coding region runs from base 126 to 890 and encodes 254 amino acids. NCBI's taxonomy places the organism in Eukaryota, Fungi, Ascomycota, Dothideomycetes, Pleosporales, Pleosporaceae. The record is from RefSeq and is a predicted model, not a curated record. Gene Ontology annotation, cellular component: nucleus; proteasome core complex, alpha-subunit complex; cytosol. The transcript is spliced from 5 exons.
AGCCAACGCCGACAACCUCGCCUUCAACCCCCAGACCGCGCCCAUAGAGCUUACGCAAAUCUCCGGAACCCGUUGCUGCAGCUGAAGCCGUCAAUUACAAAUACACAGAUCCACCACCCGCCAUCAUGUCUGGAAGCGCAGGCUACGACAGACACAUCACCAUCUUCUCGGACCAAGGUCGUCUAUACCAAGUCGAGUAUGCAUUCAAGGCGAUUACGGCAGCAAACAUCACAUCAUUGGGCGUGCGGGGCAAGGACUGUGCAGUAGUCAUCUCGCAGAAGAAGGUGCCUGACAAGCUCAUCGACCCCUCCUCCGUAUCCCACAUCUUCCGCCUGUCGCCCUCAGUUGGUUGUGUCAUGACUGGAUCCAUUGCCGAUGCGAGAGCCUCCGUGAGCAGAGCGCGGGGUGAGGCUGCUGAGUUCCGCUACAAGUACGGCUACGAGAUGCCCUGCGACGUACUGGCAAAGAGGAUAGCCAACAUCAGCCAGGUCUACACACAGCGCGCUUAUAUGCGACCGCUCGGUGUGGCCACCACCCUCAUCUCCCUCGACUCUGAAUUUGGCCCCCAACUCUACAAGUGCGACCCAGCUGGCUACUACGUAGGCUACAAGGCAACAGCCUCCGGGCCCAAGACGCAAGAGGCGCUCAACUUCCUCGAGAAGAAGCUGAAGAACAAGGAGCAUGCUGAGGGCAACUGGGAGGAGGUUGUCGAGCUGGCCAUCACCGCCUUGAGCACCGUCCUGUCGGUCGACUUCAAGAAGAACGAAUUGGAGAUUGGCAUCGUAGGAGGCCCGAAGACCAACGGCCAGGAGGGCACAGACUCCGCCUUCAGGGCGCUCACCGAAGAGGAAAUCGAUGAACGACUACAGUCAAUCGCAGACAAGGACUAAGGAAGGAGCAAUGGCCGUGGAGCUGGAACGGGCAUGUGGGUCGCUGAGGUAUGACCGAGACGUGAACCAUGACGAUAACAACAGAUAGCAUGAUACGACCUCUCAGACGUCAAAAGUGCUCCAGCAGCACCAUGAAUGAAGACGUUAGACUGUA